Tuber aestivum (summer truffle) is the source of this 1865-nucleotide messenger RNA. The record is from the annotation of a GenBank genome assembly. Lineage: Eukaryota; Fungi; Ascomycota; Pezizomycetes; Pezizales; Tuberaceae.
UAUGUCCCGUCCUCCCCGGCGGGGGGGAGCCUUGGGCUUAGGAGAUCUACGCAGGUCUUUUUUAAAGCCGGAUUCGCUUUUUGUUCCAGCACCCGGUCCGAGUAGAAACACUGAUCCCUAGGUUCUUGGACACUUCUGGCGGAAACUCCUGGAGGGUUGGAUAGCGAACCCGAGCCGCCCGUGUUCAUUUUUUUCAUCCUUGUUUUUUUCUUGUGGCCCCGCUUUGUGGCCUUGAUGUGCUAUACGGCUGGCGAGAAAUAAGGUACGUCCAAGAACUAUUAUCCCACCUGUUGAAUUUUCUAAUUCGUUUCAUAUGUAUAUUCUCCUUGAUAAUAUCGUAUAUUCCUCUACUUAGUAUUUCUUUUGACUAUGAACAUUACUACAGCAGGAGUAUGUAUUACGUAUAUUUCAUAUUAUAUUUCAUGAUACGAUUAGGGAAUUAUGGCGUAUUUUCUUAUCUGGUGUUCGGGUUUAUUUCCUACAUUUUAUUUGCUCACACCACUUCAGAUAUACGCAUGUUUUAUGGGAUUUCCUUGGUAAUUUUUCAGGGUCAAACAUGCUUCCACUUAUGUUUCCCUUAUAUUUCUUUCAAUUACUUAAAGGACGCACACCUGUAUAAAUAGGCGUUACCGUCCAUCUCACUUAAAAGAAUUAAGGACAAGAAUUACUACCAAUCUACCUUCAUACCAAACUCCUCCUCGCUUAACGUGCCCGUGGUAUACUCUCUCUACUACGUCGUAUUUUCGUACAAAGUUAUUAAGAUAGUGCCGUACCGUACACAUUCAAACACCACCAACAGAAAUAAGCUCACGGCACCCGCUCAGACUAAUAGGAUGGCAGAUCUCCCAUUAGCCUGUGGACAACCAGGGAAAAACACGGAAGCAGCAACAUGAGCAACCAAUGCCCCAUAUCACGCUUGCAGAGCACAAGCAUUCAGUUCCUUGAUUGAAAAAGAAAAAAAAAAUCUGGUACCCGAUCCAGUGUUACCGUCCAGUUUCCCCAUACACAUAUGGCGGCCCAACUCGUAUUGUGACUGAGGGGAAACAACUUUCCUUCCACCUAGGGCCGAACGUUGCUAUUUACUCCUGCGGAUAGGUAUCACACAACGCACGUAAGAGAUAUCAUCAGGUGAGUGUCCGGACUAACUCCCCCCCGAAGCUAUAAUAUAAAGGCAUCGGAUUCACUCAGUGCACACCCGCAGCCCAAGAGAUAGUUCAAGAGCCCAACAAUAUCCAAACCCCAAUAAUGAAGUUCCAAUUAUUCGCAGUGUUUGCUAUCUUGCUUGGUAUGCCAUACAAUUAUCCCCCUCCCCCGUCUCCUCGAAACCAUUCCUAACAAGAAACCCCUCCCAGCUCUCACGCUCUCUGCCCCCGUCUCUCAAUCCGAAAGCCCCCCCCGUUCAAACCCCGUCUGCUCCACCACUCAAGGGGCCCUAAUUGAAGACUGCCGCGAAGCGCUUACCAAAAUCCCCAUGCAGUGGCCACGAAUCUGCCCCGCUAUCGUAAUCACGUCCUUCGAUGCAGCCACUGUGCGCACAUGCCGGAUAAGGACUUGGGAUACGGCUUCCGCCCACUGUCUGGAGGGUGAGGCGAUCGUUCUAGCGGUGAACAUGAUUACGUCCUGGUGUACUAGGGGCGCUACCAGGGUUGUUGGAAAGAACUCUCUCCCAUGGGGUAGUGAUAAGACGGGCGUUGAAAUCGUUUGGGUUCAAGACACCGUGCCAUAGAAUGGGGGUUUCUCUUGUUCGGAAUUGUGCGGAGGGAAAUGGUGGGAAUUUUGAAAGGCUUCUUCGGAGGGAAGUGGGAUGAUUUUAGCACUAUAGUCAAAUCGAUCAGUGAAACACCUACUAUAUCAUACUAUCCCCC